AUGCCUCUCUUGGAAGUCGAAACAGUUGAUCUUGCCACAAUUAUCAAGAGAAGAAGAAAGUGUGGGGUCAGAUAAGCUUAACUAAGGACUCUUGAGCAAACUGAGCAAUCUGGCUAACAUGUUUUAUCCGAGCAGUGGCCCCCCCAACAGGAUUCAAUCAAAUAAUCAGUAAGAUAAUGAGAUUGUCCUGAUCUAUAAGCCGUCAUUGCACAGAAGACAGUUAACGUGCGAAAUCCAGCCGAGCCCAUCCUCGACUACCGUACACGAUUCCCGCUGCAAAAUAUGCAGGAAGUGGUUAACCACCAAAUAAUACACCUUUGACCUGAUGCUUCACCGCGCACAUUUAUAUACCCAUGUGGUCUCUAUUCCCUCUCCACUACACUGCUACUCCAUUGAAAAGCCAAAGAAGUAAAAGGAAAUGGGGAAAGAGAAUGUCGUAUCGGAGAACAUGAAGCUUCUUCUAGCAUUGCUCGCUCUUCAGUUCUGCUUUGCAGGAUUUCGCAUUGUGUCUAGGGUUGCACUCAACAUUGGCAUCAGCAAAGUCGUUUAUCCUGUUGACAGGAACAUCAUCGUCUUGAUUUUGUUGGGCCCUUUCGCUUAUUUCUUGGAAAAGAAGGAUAGACCACCUCUUACUUUCUCUUUGCUGGUUUAGUUCUUUCUUCUUGCGCUGCUAGGGAUAACUGCAAACCAAGGAUUUUAUCUGUUGGGACUGUAUUAUGCAUCACCAACCUUUGCCUCAGCAAUGCAAAAUUCUGUUCCUGCUAUCACAUUUGUCAUGGCUUCUGCUCUAAGACUUGAACGAGUUCAUAUCGCUAGAAGGGAUGGCUUGACGAAAAUUGUAGGAACAAUUGCUAGUGUUGGGGGUGCCACAACCAUCACUCUCUUUGAAGGCCUUCCUCUUUUGCACCAGAAGCUGACACAAGGCAACAUAGCCGAAGAAGACGUGACUGUGAGGCAAAUGCAGAAUUGGACAUGGGGUUGUAUAUAUUUGCUUGGACACUGCUUAUCAUGGGCUGGUUGGAUGGUUCUUCAGGCUCCGAUCUUGAAGAAGUACCCAGCAAAGCUCACUCUCACAUUGUUCACUUGUUUUUUCGGGUUGAUCCAGUUCUUGGUCAUAGCAGUGUUCGUGGAAACCGACACCGAGCGUUGGAAAAUCCAGUCCGGAGAGGAGCUGUUCACGAUUCUCUACGCGGGAAUAGUUGCUUCUGGAGUGGUCCUCUCUCUGCAGACUUGGUGCAUCCACAAAGGAGGUCCCGUCUCCGUCGCCGUUUUCCAGCCUGUGCAGACACUUCUAGUCGCUGUUAUGGCGAUCUUCUUUUUCGGGGACCUUCUUUUUCGGGGCAGGCUUCUUGGAGCGGCUCUGAUUAUGGUGGGACUCUCCUCGGUUUUAUGGGGCAAAACGGAGGAGAAAAGAAUGGAAAUCCAACAAAAGGAAGAGACGCUAACAAAGCAUCUCCUUGAAGCUUCUGCCGCUACAGAGGACGGAAGAAGUCAUGUGGCCUCCGAUCUACCUGGAGUUGCUUUCUAGUCGUAUACACAAUCAAUAAAUUUGGUAAACUGACUUGAAGUCGGCGAUUGAUAACUUCUCCAAAGAGAGAAUUUCAGUCCCUCUAGUAGAAUGAAGCGUCUAGUUUACUGUAAAUCUGACAAGACUAUCCAUUUUCAAUGAAUCUGAAAUUGACCGCCGCGAUCAGCUGUUGUCAUGUUAA
Syzygium oleosum is the source of this 1709-nucleotide messenger RNA. RefSeq names its product WAT1-related protein At3g18200. Gene Ontology annotation, cellular component: plasma membrane. Gene Ontology annotation, molecular function: transmembrane transporter activity. The transcript is spliced from 7 exons. The record is from RefSeq and is a predicted model, not a curated record. NCBI's taxonomy places the organism in Eukaryota, Viridiplantae, Streptophyta, Magnoliopsida, Myrtales, Myrtaceae.